Molecule: messenger RNA, 624 nt
Organism: Arthroderma uncinatum
Lineage: Eukaryota; Fungi; Ascomycota; Eurotiomycetes; Onygenales; Arthrodermataceae
Product: pyrimidine 5'-nucleotidase
Exons: 2
Coding region: 1-624 (207 amino acids)
Biological process (GO): nucleotide catabolic process; pyrimidine nucleobase metabolic process
Molecular function (GO): nucleotidase activity
Source: RefSeq, a predicted model, not a curated record
AUGUGCCUUGCUAAUGCGGACAGGGUAGAUAAAUUCUUCGUCCAACAUCUGUCCCUCGACGCCGAGGACGCGGUGAUGCUGCACCACAGAUAUUACAAGGAAUAUGGCCUUGCGAUCGAAGGGCUAACUCGCCACCACAAGAUCGACCCGCUUCUCUUUAACAAGGAAGUAGACGAUGCAUUACCGCUGGACGAGAUACUUAAGCCGAACCCGCAGCUCAGACGGAUGCUGGAGGACUUUGAUCGGUCCAAGGUGAAGUUGUGGUUGUUGACGAAUGCCUACGUCACGCACGGGAAUAGAGUGAUUAAGCUUUUGGGAGUAGAGGAUAUGUUUGAGGGGAUCACUUACUGUGACUAUGCGGCGGAGAAGCUAGUGUGUAAACCUGAUCGGGAGAUGUUUCUGAAGGCAGAGCGGGAAGCUGGGGCACCCUCGACAGAGGAGUGUUACUUUGUCGAUGACUCGCACUUGAACUGUCGUCAUGCGCAGGCGCACAAUUGGACCACGGUGCACUUUGUCGAGCCCAUCCUUCCGCCUCCAGAGACUCCGGCGUCAAAGUACCAGAUCAGCGACCUAGAGAAGCUCCGCAGCCUGUUCCCGCAGUUUUUCAAGAAAGACACGGCCUAG